Molecule: messenger RNA, 1785 nt
Organism: Pleurotus ostreatus (oyster mushroom)
Lineage: Eukaryota; Fungi; Basidiomycota; Agaricomycetes; Agaricales; Pleurotaceae
Gene: MEX67
Product: nuclear mRNA export, poly(A)+RNA binding protein
Exons: 9
Coding region: 1-1785 (594 amino acids)
Biological process (GO): poly(A)+ mRNA export from nucleus
Cellular component (GO): nucleus
Molecular function (GO): RNA binding; protein binding
Source: RefSeq, a predicted model, not a curated record
AUGUUCUCGACAGUCGCAGCGGCGCCUGGCGCUACAGUAGUUGCCUCCAGCGCAUUGCGGAGCGCAGGCCUCAUUGAUCGCGACGCACGAAUGAAAGACGCAACGGACAAACCUGGAGGACGAAAGGGUAUAUCAAAGAUACGCUCGCACAGACCUCGACUUGUGGAUUCAUUGAAGGAGCAGCCAUCGAGCAGCCGCACGCACCCUGCAAGAUCGAAUCCGAUAUCGAUACGUGGAGCAGCCGACAGACCCACCAUUGCUGGCCGUCUCCGACGUAACGCUGUAUCAUCAUCAUCUGCUGAUUCACGACCCAUCAAGGCGACUAUCGUGCAUCGCACUCAGACGAAUGUUCUGGAGACUUGGAGGGAGUUCGUGAAGAAAAGAUGGAAUCCCGAAGCUCGGUUCCUCAACCUCGAGUCUAUGGGAGAGGACGAGUUACUGAAGAAGCAUCAUCUUUCACCACCUGGCUCGGGCGGUUCCGUUAGGGAUGCCGCAGUCAUCUUUAAGAUGGCCUCGCAGCUGAAACCGGAAGUGCAAACAAUAUCUCUCGCCAACAACUACAUAACCGGCGGAAUGCUGGCAGCUAUGCCCCGAUACCUUCCACGGUUGGCCAAUCUGUCGUUAGCGAAUAACAAGAUAAGGACGCCCAAAGACCUAGACUCUAUCACGUCAAAGAAAGGGCGGUUGGAGUACCUACGCGAGUUGAUAUUGGUUGGCAAUCCUGUGCGCGAGGAGGAGGUGAAGCUAGGGCAGUUAGACCGAUACAGGACUGAAAUGACACGGCGAUUCCCCUCGCUGGAGAUUCUCGAUUCCGAACCUGUCACACAAAUAGGCUUUGACGUUCCACAACCAUCUAUGGCCAACACUGUGGUUCCGAAACCGUCUUCCACUACCUUCCCUGUUGAGAUGCAACCAUCGUUUAUCACCGGCGUCGACGGCGCCAUGGUCAGCAACUUUCUCAUGCGUUUCUUUACAACUUUCGAUAAUCAACGAGGUACCCUCGUCAAUGCAUAUCAUUCCUCUUCGACAUUCUCGUACUCAAUCAACACGUCAAUUCCUCAACGGGCGCGUAUAGCUGGCUUACACACGUCUCGCGACCUGCCAAACCAACGAAAAUUGGACUGGAAACCGUGGAUACAGGGCGGGGAAGGAGGUUCUCGCAAUCUAAGCCGAGGGUUCGUACUAGACAAACAGUACAACAGCCUCCACUUCGGUGGGGAAGCCGCCGUUAAAUCGAUGAUAGCUCUUCCUGGCACAAAACAUGACAUUGGUGGACCUCCAGAGAAGUUCUGUGUAGAUUCGUUCCCCGUUCCACACGGAGACUCUAUAGGGUUAUUGUUAGUUGUCCACGGCGAAUUCGUCGAAGUCGGAGUGGAUGGAAUUCGGUCCUUCGAUCGGUCAUUUAUCCUUGCUCCAGCACCAGAAGGCUCGGCUGCAAAGACCCACGGUUGGGAUGUUGUUAUACUGUCCGACCAAUGGAUCGUCCGGCACUAUUCGACAUGUGAUGCUUGGAAGCCUGGGCCGAUGAAGGUGCAAGCUAGCGACCCAAAGGGGUCUACGCCAGCCGGUCAACAGCCAGCGUUGACACUUCCACCAGACCAACUUGCCUUGCUUCAGACGAUUCCGGAGUUCCAACAGCCUCUCGCGCUGCAAGUGUGUCAGCGGACUUCGCUGAACGUCAAGUUCGCGGUGGAUUGCUUGACUGGGAAUGGUUGGGAUAUUGAGAGGGCGGUGGCUAAUUUCAACGAGGUCAAGGGUACGCUCGGCAGGGAGGCAUUCCUGUAA